AUCAAUAUAUAAAAAAACACAACCGUUGUUAUACGUUAGGGCAAAACUCUGUUCAUUUCAGAUUCCAACCCUCUUUGUUGCAGGAACCACAGGAACACCAUGUUAUGCCGGAAAUUGUUUGUUAUACCAUUCCAUUUUCGCAAUGCCUAUUCAACCCUUAUCAAUACCCAUGCUUAUUCUCAGAACCUCUUUUCACACUUUGCCUCCACCAAAUUUAACAUUUCUGCGGCCCACAUCACUCGGAUGUUUAAACUAAAUCCCCACUUGCAGAGGCUUCAAACCCUCGACAAGGUCGAGCAGUUUGUUGAUAUGUUGAACAGAUGCGGAUGCUCUGAAGUCCAAAUUGCUAAGAUAAUGAUGGCACGUACGCAAAUGAUCAGCAGAAGUGUAGAAAGAAUAUCGGAACCCAAAAUCAAACUGCUGGAAGAUUUCGGCUUUCAAGGUGAAACUCUGGCGAAGCUUUUGGCGAGCAAUCCAACCAUCUUGAGCCUCAGCCUCGAGAACACCCUUCUUCCCAAGAUGGAGUUUCUUAAGAAUUUAUUUCAGUCCCAGGAGUUCCUCAUCAAAUCCCUGCUUAGAGCUCCUUCCAUUUUAUGUUGUAACCUGGAGAAGACCCUGAAGCCCUCAGUUGUUUUCUGGGAGAGAUGGGGUUUUCAGGGCACGGAGCUCUUCGGACUCUUACGGAUAAGACCGUCCAUUCUGCAACGCUCUUCUCUAACGCCUGCCCAAGCUGAUCUCAUUCGGGAGAUAGGCGUCGACAAAGGAAGCAAGAUGUUCAAAUAUAUUGUUAAUAUAGUAGCUACUAGCCGCACGGAAACGCUGAAGGCCAAGAUAGAGAAUUUCCAACUUUGCGGGCUCUCGGCUGAAGAAAGCUGGCAACUAUGUCGGGUUGCACCUCAAGCUCUUUAUUACUCCAGGGUAAGAGUUCAUGAAACGAUGAACUUUGUAGUUAAAGACAUGGAGCUCCCUGCAAAUUAUAUAGUGAAGCACUCCUGCUUGUUGCAUUUAAAUUUGGAAAAGAUUAUGAGGCCCAGGUUUCUAGUUUGGCAGAAAAUCAAAGCCAUGAAUGGCCCGAGCCUUUGUCUUUUGUCAGUAUUGAAGAUGACAGAGGAAAGGUUUGUUAGAAAUAUUAUCAGAGGACAUCCUGAAUCUACAGCACUGUGGACUAUUUAUGAAAAUGCCAUCUCUAAGGCCUCCAACCACACAAAGAGCUCAAUCCACUGUUAAUUUGUAUUUUUGGGAACGAGACAGUGAGAGUCGGGACACAAAAACCACAACAAACAUAUUAAUCCAGUCUUUAGCAGAAGGCAGGCAGGCCACCCUUAUCCAGGUAUUGGCUGUGGGCAUUUUACAUUUCUGGAGCAACAGAAGCUACGCCCAUCCCCUGCCAUGCAUUCUGUGUCUAAUUGUUCUUCAAGCAAGAGGCAGGGUUCAUUCCCAGGUUUGUGAGUAUGAGUUAUGUUGCAGCCUGUUUGAAAGCCAAGGGCAGAGGAGUCUUGAAAUUCUCUCAUGCACAAAGUGGCCAUCUCCAAAAUUGUAAUAAUGGAGGAUUUCCUUUACCACAACAAAAUAUUGUAAAAUGACAGGCUGAGAAAACUGUUAUGGGUAAUUGAAUGCAGGUCUUUGGGGGGGUGGUGGGUAAUUGAAUGCAGGUCUUUGGGUGAAUUUUCUAGAAAAUCGAAUUUUGGUUUUGGGGAAAUUUUUUUUUAGAAGAAAUGUUGGGCAAGGAAAAUAUUUGCAGAGGUUCUUUGAAGUUUGCUUUUUGGUUGUUGUGUGUUGUUCGGACUGGAUUUUGGAGCUUCGCCAACAAGUUCAUUCCAAGAUUGUGUUUUAUGGUAGGGGUUUAAAAUCCCUCGUUGUGUGUUUUGGUUAAUGAAAAUUUUCUUUGAAAAAAAAUUUAAAUUCUUGUGUUUAUGGAUUUUUUGGGAAGUAGUGUUAAUUUGGAAAUUCCCUAUGUAUGAUUUUGAUUUUUGUAAUGGGGGUUCAAGUUUAUAAUCCUGGUAUUGCCAGGGUUGUAUUGGGAUUUCCAUGCUUCCAAAUUAUUGUCUUUCUAGUUUAACAAAUUUAUUUUGAGCAUGAUUUAUGGAAAGAAAAGAAAUUAUUUUGUGUUUGUAAUUUGUUAUGGUUAGUUGUUUUUGAUUAAUAUUUCAUUAUAGAGAAUUUAAUUAUUAAAUGAUAAUUUUGAAAUCUGAGGAUUUUAUUCGGUGGUUGUGAUUUUGAUCUG
Molecule: messenger RNA, 2224 nt
Organism: Cryptomeria japonica (Japanese cedar)
Lineage: Eukaryota; Viridiplantae; Streptophyta; Pinopsida; Cupressales; Cupressaceae
Product: transcription termination factor MTERF2, chloroplastic
Exons: 2
Coding region: 100-1227 (375 amino acids)
Biological process (GO): regulation of DNA-templated transcription; chloroplast organization
Cellular component (GO): chloroplast
Molecular function (GO): double-stranded DNA binding
Source: RefSeq, a predicted model, not a curated record